AUGAUCAUCGCAGCCUCGCGAGCCUUGGCCUUGCUGGUCUCUGUCGUGCUCUGCGCAUUGAUCGACGAUGUGCUAGGGGCCGGCAAAGGCUCAAAGAAGCCUUAUGUGCUCCCAGAAACGGAGCCACGGGUUUCUGGCAAUCUUCAAGUCAAGGUCGAUUGGCCACUGGUGGCGAACAAGUGGCCCAACCAGUCUCCGAGUGUAUCCUCACUCUCUCACUAUUGGGUGACGACCAGCCACAUCAAGUCGAUUCCCAAAUCUCUGUCCGACGGUCAACUGCUACAGCUGGCUAUGGAUGCCUAUGGCGAAAUGGCCGAUGCCAUCAAGGCUUACGGCGCCAGCCAGGACGCGAGGCCUUCCGCCAUGACUGCAUUGGCCUUUGACGAUGAAGUCAUUUUGGCUUCUUCGCAGAAGGGAUACGGGUCCUAUUCGUAUGACCUAGAGCAUACACCGGUCUAUUCAGCAUUGAAGCUCUGCCAACUUGCCAAAGUAACAUCAAAAAGUGUAGGCGGGCUGGGUGGCAAUCAAGCCAUGUGCGGCCAGGUCACGGCCCUUCAACUAUAUCACCGCCAAUAUCCCGGCAGAAAAGAUUUCAAGGGAAGAAACGCCAGGAUAGUCACCGUAUCUUCUCAAGAAUCAACCGAGGGGGAUAAGAAUGGUAACAAGAUGGGACAAGUCAAGUGGGUCGACACUUGUCCUCAGCCGGCGACUCAGGGCGGUCCAAUGGCCGAUUGGGGUUGUGAUAAGGUGCUGGGUCAGCAACGCGUUAGAAAGAUCCCGAGCCCGGAGACAAGGGGCAGGAAGUACGUGGCUCAACCCUAUGAUAUUAAAGGGGCGACAAAAGGACAGGUUCAGCUAUGUCAGUAG
This is a messenger RNA of Fusarium keratoplasticum, 867 nucleotides long. RefSeq lists its product as uncharacterized. The transcript has 2 exons. Lineage: Eukaryota; Fungi; Ascomycota; Sordariomycetes; Hypocreales; Nectriaceae. The record is from RefSeq and is a predicted model, not a curated record. Bases 1 to 867 code for a protein of 288 amino acids.